Durusdinium trenchii is the source of this 1308-nucleotide messenger RNA. NCBI's taxonomy places the organism in Eukaryota, Dinophyceae, Suessiales, Symbiodiniaceae. The record is from the annotation of a GenBank genome assembly.
AUGGAUAUAGGUGAAGAUCCCGCGCGCAGCCGCAGGACCUGCCGCGCGCAGCUGCAGAUGAUCAUCGAGACGGACAUCUUUGAGAUGUUCAUCUCGCUCCUGAUCCUGGGCAACGUCGUGGUCAUGGCUGCAGCAGUGCAGUACCGUGGCCUGGACAUCGGCUUCAGCAUCGCCUACCCGGGUCGGAACCAGCCGGCCUCGGACGGGUGGCCAGGCGCAGAGAGUGUGCUCAACUUCUUUGAUGUGGCAUUCACCUUGGUGUUCUUCGCAGAGAUGGUGCUGAGAUUGUUUGUCUACGACAUCUCCUUCUUCAAGUUGGCAUUGAACUGGUUAGACUUCACAGUGGUCGUCUUCUCCUUCAUCGAACUCUUGGCAGCUUCCAUCCCAGGCUCUUCGACGGUCUUGCGCUUGGUGCGCCUGGCCAAGUUGGCGCGGGGCUUACGGGUGGUGCGCAUGGCACGGAUCAUGGAUUCGCUGAAUCUCCUGCUUAAAAAUAUUGGUGCCAGCGUCUCGAUGCUUCUUUGGUCGAUGCUGCUUCUAGCCGUGAUCCAAUGCACAGCAGGAAUGUUCGUUGGCUACCUGGUCAUGGACUUCUUAGAGAAGGAGGGCACCCCUGACGAUGUCCGACGACAGAUCUAUCGGUAUUACGGCACCUUCACCUACACCAUCCUCACGAUGUUUGAGGUGAUCUUUGCCAACUGGCCCAUCCCAUGUAGAUUGUUGGUGGACUAUGUUGAUGAGUGGUUCUCCUUGUACUUCAUCAUCUACCGCUGUGUCGUGGGAGUCCUGGUCUUCUCAUCCGACCGUGUUUUUCGUCUAAGGAAGGUGGCUGCCGAUGAUCACGAGCUCUUCAUGCAGCAGCAGACGCGCAACGCGGAAGCCUAUGCUCGAAAGAUCAAAGAUGUGUUCACCAAGCUGGAUACUUCGGGUGAAGGGGUGAUCUUCAUGGAUGAGUUUGUGGAGAUCCUGAACACGCCGACCAUGUCGCACUUUAUGACCAAGUUGGAAUUGGAGUCGACGGAUCUCUUGAGCCUCUUCAAACUGAUCGAUGUGGAUGACACGGGACACGUCUCCUUGGAGGACUUCAUGGCGGGUUGUCAACGGUUGAAGGGUCCGGCCAAAAGUGUUGAUCUGGCAUUGGUCUUGGCGCACACCGCACGGCUGAAUUGCAAGGUGGAUAGCUUGUUGACACUCUCUGGGGGAGAUGCCGAGGCGGAGACGGAGCAGUGGGGUUACGGUGCCGCAGGGCAGUUCCUGGAGCAGCGCUUCGCGCACUCCUUGAGCAUGAGGGAGAAAGCAAGACGGUAG